Molecule: messenger RNA, 1262 nt
Organism: Salvia miltiorrhiza (redroot sage)
Lineage: Eukaryota; Viridiplantae; Streptophyta; Magnoliopsida; Lamiales; Lamiaceae
Product: prohibitin-1, mitochondrial-like
Exons: 6
Coding region: 189-1028 (279 amino acids)
Biological process (GO): mitochondrion organization
Cellular component (GO): mitochondrion; membrane
Source: RefSeq, a predicted model, not a curated record
CACUGUUUGUGUUCUGGCUAUGCAAAUCCACACGUAGUAACAGUGUUUACUGAAAGCUGAAUUUUAUCCGCUUUUGGAUUUUUUAUUUUUAGCUUUUUUCUGAUACUGAAAUAGGUUUGUAAUCGGUUGCUUACUUUUUACGUCGAGCCAAAAACCAGAAAUCAGCAUAAUUGAUUUAGUGGACGAUAAUGGCGGCUGGCAAUGUUCCAGUUCCACGUGGUUUGGUCGGUGUGGGACUUCUCGCCGGGAUUGGGCUCUUUGGACUCAGUCAAGGUCUCUACAAUGUUGAGGGAGGGCACCGUGCGAUUGUUUUCAGUCGUUUUGGUGGGAUCAGGGAUCAGGUCUAUCCUGAAGGAACACAUUUUAGGAUCCCGUGGUUUGACAGGCCAAUCAUUUACGAUGUUCGAGCACGACCUCAUCUGGUGGAGAGCACCUCUGGCAGUCGCGACCUUCAGAUGGUAAAAAUUGGCCUUCGGGUUCUUACCCGUCCCGUUCCAGACCAGUUGCCUUCCAUUUAUCGAACUCUUGGUGAGAACUUCAAUGAAAGAGUCCUGCCUUCAAUUAUCCAUGAGACUCUAAAAGCUGUUGUUGCCCAGUACAAUGCUAGCCAGCUUAUCACCCAAAGAGAGAAUGUCAGUAGGGAAAUACGCCAAAUACUGACUCAGCGAGCUGCCAACUUCGACAUUGCACUGGAUGAUGUUUCUCUCACCUCCCUGACCUUCGGAAAGGAAUUCACUAAUGCCAUUGAAGCUAAACAGAUAGCUGCACAAGAAGCUGAGAGGGCCAAGUUUGUGGUCGAAAAAGCUGAGCAAGACAAACAAAGUGCUAUAAUUAGAGCACAGGGAGAGGCGAAGAGCGCCCAGCUGAUUGGUCAAGCUAUUGCCAGCAAUCCUGCAUUCAUUACGCUUAGGAGGAUAGAAGCGUCAAAGGAUAUCUCGAGCACAGUUUCGUCUUCAACCAACAAGGUGUACCUGAACUCCGGCGAGCUGCUGCUAAAUCUGCAGGAUCAGAAGGCUGCUGCCAAAUAAAUCUCCGAGGUGGCUGGAACAAAUUCUUUUUUUGACAUCAAGUUUAAGCUUCUUUGCCUGCAGAGUUAGAACUGUGGGAUCAUGAUUUUAGCCGUUUUCGUAUUAUCAUAAAGGUCGCGGCAAAUUCGAUUUUUUUGCUUAUUUGAUGUCAAGUACUGAAUGAAUAUAUCAUUUUAAUAGUUUCAUGUGUUAUCUUGGUUUGCUUAUAGUAAUAUUUUCAUGAUUUUAUUUUUA